Messenger RNA from Arabis nemorensis, 564 nucleotides. NCBI's taxonomy places the organism in Eukaryota, Viridiplantae, Streptophyta, Magnoliopsida, Brassicales, Brassicaceae. The record is from the annotation of a GenBank genome assembly.
AUGAGAACCAAAGAGUCCGCUCGAUAUCGUGGCCUGCCGGAACUUCGCCAUUCCACCGUCGCUGGUCCUCUCCUCGUGCCGCCGUCGCCGCCUCAUGGAUCCGUCUCUGUCAAGCGCCGCCGUGCUCCCGAUCUGUCUCCGCCACCUAUGAAACGAGCUCGAACUCGAGGACAGCUCAAAGCCCUCGCCGAAGAGACAAAUCGUUGUAAUGCCGCCGUGCCGAGUGUCUCCGCCAAAUCCAUCGAUCUCACCGGCGCAGAAUCAGUACCGGAGUCGAAGAAGUCGACUCGUCUUCCUCUGAGACUAGAGUUCCGAUGGCAGAGAGGAGUAAAUCGCCACCAUCUGCAACCACGCCGCCAGAGUCUUCGUCUUCUCCAUCGGAGUCUAAUUCACCGCCGUCUGCAACAUCUCCGACCGAAUCGUCACAUUCUGAGCAAGAGUCACCGCCUGCGCAUGAGCCAUCGCCGCCGGAGAGUGUGUAUGACUCUGAAUCUGCUUCCGAUUCAUUAUCAGAGGAAUGGAAUUGGGAAUUUCCAUCUGCGGAUUCACUUGAUGUCUCCUUGA